CUUCUUCACAGUCUACAACGGCGGACAUGAUGGCACGGCUGUUGGUAUUGGCGUGUGUGUCGUUCCUAUUGAUCGCCUGCAUUUCGGCGAAGAAAAACGGCGGCGCGAUGGAGGAGACAGGUUUGGCUGGACUGGAGAAGCAACAGCAGAAGAUGGUUGGCGAAAUUGAAACAAUUCACAAUGCAGUAACAAAACUGAAGUUGGACAUGAAGACUCUCUUAAAGAAAGCUUCUAAAACGGACGAGGCAGUAACCAGUAUUAACAUGAUUAACCAGCUACUUGCAGGAGCUGUGAACACAGGACAACUCAAAUCGCAAACAGAAACAAACAGCGAUGGAUCUACACAUGAGUCCACAGACAUCUCUGACGACGAAAUGGGAACAAGCAUGCGUCCAAGUCACAGACAACCAGAUCCUAACAAAGGAAUGUCGAUGCAGAGUGCUGGCCAGUCUAGUGGGACGUCAGGUCUUAACAUGUUCAGCCAACUAUUUGCACAAGCCAUGAAACAACAAGGUGUCAUGCAAGCUGCAGAUUCGAGGCCUCGAAGCGAUGGAUCGACAAACGAAUCCUCGGACCUCUCUGACGAUGAAAUGGGAGCAAGCAUGCGCCAUAACAGCCAACCAAGCACAUCCUCGGACUUCUCUGACGAUGAAAUGGGAGCAAGCAUGCGCCAUAACAGCCAACCAAGCACAUCCUCGGACUUCUCUGACGAUGAAAUGGGAGCAAGCAUGCGCCAUAACAGCCAACCAAGCACAUCCUCAGACUUGUCUGACGAUGAAAUGGGGACAAACAUGCGCCAAAGUCACAGCCAAUCCGCUGGAUCCACACGGAAGGAUCAUUUCACCUGGACAUUGGAAGGGGGGUUAAAAUCGACAACAGGGGAACCCGUUGACAAAAAAGAUGAAGAUACUGACGCGUACCAACUGCCAAGUUCAGGCGAUGUCCAGACACAAACUGAGGGUACAGCUGGACAGACGUCACCUGAUACAGGCGACGAUUAUAAGCAGUCAUAACUCCGCGGCUGCAGCGAGUGGUCAAGGUUUGGACAGUGGCCUCAGCUAUACAAGUUUUAAAGCCUCAUCACUCGACUGAAAUAAAAUGGACGUCACAGAGUUAAAAUCAACAUAUAUUACCGACAAAAAAUACGGGGACUGAUGAAAUGAUAGUGAACGACAUCUUGAUGGCAUACUGUUGAUUAACUUGCCUAUGGCUGCCCUUGGUAUUGCCCGCCAUUCCGCCGGAAGAGCUUCCCGGGUGCUGGGUCUCUCUAGUACUGGCUUACCAUCUCUUGGGGACACGACAGGGGACUUUGCGGACCAGUUCAAUGUCCGUAUGCCUUCUUGUCGGAGAUAAUCGGUUACGACCGGGGAACGUAGUGGCCUGGCAUCGUCAUCUUGCAGUUCAGAAUUUCUGCCGAUAAUGAAACAAAGACAGGUCCCUGGCAUAUCGCUGGCCAGUCAAAUAUUCAAUGAAAAUAACUAAAUCAGUUCUCUUCAUACUACCCCCCACCAUGACACCUCCGCCCCCACACUGAUCAUGGUCAAGAACUGUUGCCCAGUCGUCUAAGGCGCCGCGAUUCGCUCUGCAGAGUUGCGUCCCUUGGGCACGCCAGAAACCUAUGAUUGUGGUUUCGAAUCCCUGUUCGCCCCGAUUAUGUUUCUAGGUUUGUCA
Molecule: messenger RNA, 1671 nt
Organism: Haliotis rufescens (red abalone)
Lineage: Eukaryota; Metazoa; Mollusca; Gastropoda; Lepetellida; Haliotidae
Product: putative protein TPRXL
Exons: 9
Coding region: 27-1013 (328 amino acids)
Source: RefSeq, a predicted model, not a curated record